Messenger RNA from Blepharisma stoltei, 672 nucleotides. NCBI's taxonomy places the organism in Eukaryota, Ciliophora, Heterotrichea, Heterotrichida, Blepharismidae. The record is from the annotation of a GenBank genome assembly.
AUGCAUUUUAUUUUAUUUCUGCUAAAUCUUGCUCAAGCUGUUUAUUUUACCCUUCCUGGGCACAUGGAGAAUUGCUACUAUCUAAUGGCAGCUAAAGGAAGCGAGGUUGUAGGUGCUUAUGUGAUUUCUGGGGAUGGCGACCAAAAUGUGAUCACAAGACUUUUUGGGCCUGACGCAAGCAUUCUCUACCAAAGCCAAAGGAAAACGAGAGAAGGGCACUUUGAGAUUUUGUCAGAAAACGGUGGAAAAUACAAAUUUUGCUUCCGAGCUAUAGAUGGAGCACCAAAAACAGUGAGCUUUGAGUAUAAAACUACAGACAAAGUGAGUGAAAAAGAAUUGGCUAAGGAAGAAGAAAUUGCACCAUUAGCAGAAGGGCUGACAAAAAUGACAAAGAAGCUUGAUAUGAUUUAUAGGAAUAUUCAUUUUUAUGCAUUUAUAGAAGAAUUUUCUAACAAAUAGGCUUUUUUUUUUUGAAGAAAAAAAUAAAAUAAUUAAUCAUAUUGGCAGGGAUAUGAAAGAAGGGAAAAAGUCCAUCGAGAUUUAACUGAAAGAACUUGCGAUAGAGUUAUUUAUAGUGCAAUUUUAAAGAUUUUGGUAUUAGGAUUGAUAUCGCUGAUGCAGAUUUAUAUGCUGAGGAGGUUCUUUUCAAAUAAGGGAACAAGCAGAGUUUAG